CAAUGAGGAUUUUCACAUCUUUUAGUCUUGCUUCUCUUGGUGUGCUGCAACUAGCUUCUGCAAAGGUCUAUUUCAAGGAAACAUUUUCUGAAGACACUCUCCACAGCCGCUGGGUGGUUUCUGAGAAACUUACCGAUUAUGGCGCAUGGAAGAUCACCCCUGGAAAAUUUUAUGCAGACUCGGGGUCAUCCAAAGGCCUGCAGACAUCCGAGGAUGCUCGCUUCUAUGCCAUUUCUGCCGCAUUCGAUCAAGAGUUGGAUAACAAGGACAAGCCUUUUGUAGUUCAAUUCUCUGUCAAGUUUGAACAGAAUAUUGAUUGCGGUGGUGGCUAUGUCAAGAUCAUGCCUAAACCUUUUGAUCCUAAGGAAUUCGAUGGUGGUUCGAAAUACAAUAUCAUGUUUGGCCCUGAUAUUUGUGGCCAGAGCAAGAGAAUUCAUGCUAUUCUCAACUACAACGAAGAAAACCACUUGAUAAAGCAAACGAUUGAUCCUGGAUCUGAUCAAUUGACUCAUCUUUAUACGUUAAUCAUUAAUCCUGAUCAGACAUACCAGAUUCUUGUUGACUUGGAAGAAAAAUCUAGUGGAUCUAUUCUUACUGGCUGGGACAUACUUCCACCUGCCCAGAUUCCAGAUCCCAAGGCAAAGAAGCCUGAUAACUGGGUUAAUAACCCUGAUAUGGCUGAUCCUACAGACGUCAAGCCUGAAGACUGGGACGUUGCAGAGUUUAUUAAGGACCCUGAAGCCCAAAAGCCUGAAGACUGGGACGAUGAUAUGGAUGGUGAAUGGGAACAUCCUAUGGUCAACAACCCCGAGUAUAAGGGUAUCUGGGUUCCAAAAUCCAUUCCCAAUCCCGAGUACAAAGGCGUGUGGAUUGCUCCCAUGAUUGACAAUCCUAAAUUUGUGGCUGAUCCAACUCUUCACGCGUACAAGUCUGCCUACAUUGGCUUUGAUCUGUGGCAGGUCAAGUCUGGCACUAUCUUUGAUAACAUUAUCGUGACCGACUCUAUUGAUGAGGCUAUGAAAUUCGCCGAGGAGACUUACGUCAAGGAUGCACCUGCAGAGCGUGAAGCCAAGAAUGCACUAGAUGCUGCAGAAACUGAAAAACUUAAACUGCAACAAGCUGAUAUAAUUCCAGAUGGAUUCCCAGAUAUGCCAUCAACUAACCAAGAGAUGCUGGAUGAAGAGGAUGAUGAAAAGGACGAGCUUUAAAUAAAGUUUACUUUUGUUGUG
Molecule: messenger RNA, 1229 nt
Organism: Batrachochytrium dendrobatidis JAM81
Lineage: Eukaryota; Fungi; Chytridiomycota; Chytridiomycetes; Rhizophydiales
Exons: 10
Coding region: 3-1208 (401 amino acids)
Biological process (GO): protein folding
Cellular component (GO): endoplasmic reticulum; endoplasmic reticulum membrane
Molecular function (GO): calcium ion binding
Source: RefSeq, a predicted model, not a curated record